CGGCGGUGGGGGGGACGCACUCGGAUUGCGUUUGCGUUUUCCACCUCCUCCGCCUUCCCUCCACCUGCGAUGUCGUGCGGCGGACUCUCCGAGCCAAAGGCAGCUACUGCAGAGACUCAGCAAAUCUCGCAGGAGAUAAAGUCACAACUGGAAGAAAAAGAAAGCAGGAACUUUACCAUCUUCAAUGCUGUUUCAUAUAAAACACAAGUGGUUGCUGGAGUAAACUAUUUCAUCAAGAUCCAUGUGGGGAAUGAUGAGUACUUUCAUGUGCGAGUGUACCAAAGGCUCCCGCAUGAAAACAAGCCGGUGGAGCUCACUAAUUACCAGAGCAAGAAAGAAAAGCAUGAUGAUUUGACUUACUUCUGAAGAGUUAUUUAGGAGUUCUUUUCUCCUGUUACAUUCCUGUGGGGUGUAUAUACAGAUAUCUCUAUAAGUGUAGUGCUUAAUUUGCAAAAGUUAAAAAAAAAUACCAUUUUUUUACAAAGAUGUUACUGUUAAAUCUGCACGCGUUUUAAUUCUAUUAAAAACAAAUGAUACAUUA
Molecule: messenger RNA, 541 nt
Organism: Crotalus tigris (Tiger rattlesnake)
Lineage: Eukaryota; Metazoa; Chordata; Lepidosauria; Squamata; Viperidae
Product: cystatin-B-like
Exons: 3
Coding region: 70-366 (98 amino acids)
Cellular component (GO): cytosol
Molecular function (GO): cysteine-type endopeptidase inhibitor activity
Source: RefSeq, a predicted model, not a curated record